CCCAAAGAUCAUUAUCCAAUCUCUUUCCCUCAAUUCUUUCAAUUCUUUAACUCUGCGAAGAUCUGACUUCUUUGCAGCUCCAAACCCGCCAAGCUCGAAAACUUGCUGGGAUACGGAGUACAUCCAUACAUCCACCUCUUGGCGCCGCCAUGAUGAUGACAUAGCUGUCGGUCUAAGACGCCCAGCAGCUCGCCGAAACACUGCUCUACCACCACCAGCAGCCGGACACGCUGUCACUGAGCUAUGGACAGCACAUCAAACGGUAUCUCAAAGCUUCUGCCAAAGGCGAUCGCGGCAAAGCGACGUCGCACCAGACCCCUGUCAACCAGCAGUGAUGAUGUUCAAGGCACGCCGCAGAAGGGCAGCCUCGCCAGCCACAGCGCUCCAGCCAGCGACGUAAGCUCCAUCGACGGCAGCCUGAACAGCCAAGAAAAUGGAAGAGCACAAUCUCUUGAAUCGGAUCCAGAAUUUCCCACUUCCGCCUCCGCUUCUUCCCGUACACCGACUUCUUCACUGGCUGCCCAUGAGGCUCACAAGCCAGAUUCGCUCGUUUCAAACACGCCGUCCAACCCAUCCGUGCAAUCUUCGACGCUGCCCCGGGACAGCACCGAGAGCAUUGAUUUUGCCCAGUCAUUAGACCGCAGCAGAACCGCGCUUGACGCUCCCCAGUCCCGACCGAAGCGGUCCUCGUCUACCAGCCGGCUGAGAGACGUGUUCAAGGCAAAGAAGAGCUCAAAUAGGGCGCUUGACGACGAAGAGAAGCCGGGGCUGGAAAGGAAACCGGACGAGCCCCCGCGCCCAAGACCCGAGGAGCCCAAGCCGGCAUCCAUCAGCAACACCACCCGCCACCUUUCUCGGGGUCAGAAGCCCGAGCCCUUGAAACCGCCGCGGACGCCGCCGACUGAGUCUUCCACCCCUGUGAUUGUCAACACACCGCCCACGCCAACUGAUUACCAGCCAGACAGCGCAAAAGGUGGGAGUGCACGCUCGACUGAUGCAUCUGCGGGGAGUAUGAUUGCCCAACGACGGAGGGCAGAUUCCGGAGCUGGCCCCAGCAAACUGUCCAACAUCAUAUCCGCCCCGCUGACGCCCACGCCCGAAAACGGCCCUGCAUCGCCAAAUCCCGCCGCCACGUUUUUUUCAUCCAUGUUCUCGGCGGUCCAAAACACUGCUAAUACACUCGGCGCGACCAUCUCCAACUCGACUUUAUCUCCUGCGGCUAAGAACAAGGGAGGACCGCCGUCGAAGGACCAGCCAGAGAAAGGAGAAGACACUGUCGAGGUUGAGUCGGCGACAGCGUCACGUCCAUCUACCGAGCCCAAGGAGCCAGCCGUCAAAACCUUGGGGAUGGGAGACCUUAGCCUCAGCCAUCUGGGCAUUAUCGACACGGGUAGUGCUGCGCCGAGCCCCGUCGCCCACCGUUUCGCUGAGUCUGACACUCGAGCGAGGUCUGAUUCAGCGCCCGCCGAAGCACAAGCUGUUACCGCGGAUUUGCCCGAAGACUCGUUGGAUUCCCGGCCACGCUCACUCAACGAGGCUGCCGGCGGCGAGCGAACACCACCUACCGGCAGCUUGUACGAAGGUAAGACGGGUGUCCACCGUAGCGGCAGCAUACGGAGUGCCAUCGGCCACCGCAGGAACCGUGGCAGCAGCGUUGCCACCCAUGGGACUACGGGCACUAGUGGGACCAUCGCUGCAGCCAUCGCGGCCGCUAACUCUUCGAUCAGCAACCCCGCCGCUUCCGGGAGUGCCCCGAAGCUGACGGGGUUUGCUGUCGCUAACAAGAAGCGCAAUCGUGAUUUCCAUGCCCUUUUCAAGAGCGUGCCCGAUGAUGACUACCUCAUCGAAGACUACAGCUGCGCUCUCCAGCGCGAGAUCCUCGCGCACGGACGCCUCUAUGUGUCUGAGGGCCACCUGUGCUUCAGCAGCAACAUCUUCGGUUGGGUGACGACGCUCGUCAUGAGCUUCGACGAGAUCGUCUCUGUCGAGAAGCGGAGCACGGCCCUCGUGUUCAAGAACGGCCUCGAGAUUUCCACUCUGCACACAAAACACAUCUUUGCCUCGUUCGCCAGCCGUGACACUACAUACGACCUGAUCAUCAAGAUUUGGAAGCUCGGCCAUCCACAUCUCCAGAGCUCGCUCAACGGCGUCCGCCUCGAGGAGCCGGGCGGCGACCGGACCGAAAAGAUUGAGACGGCAUCUGUGUCCGCAGUCGGCAGCCAUAGCAUAUCGGGAUCCGACGCUGAGAGUGAUGAUGGCGACGAUGUCUAUGACGAAGACGAGGAUGACGAAGAAGGACAUGAUGGUACCCAGCCGUCCGAUGGACCGGGUCCUGAGGUCGCUGAGAAGGCUGUCGCACGUAAGGUGUCUGGCCCCGCGGCACCCUCCGAAAAACCGGACGAGGGCGCGCCUGCAAGCGGCGGCGACUUCCCUGGUCCCGCUACCCACGCGCCCACGGACUGCGGCGAUGCGGGCACGCACUAUGACAAGGUCAUGGGUGACGAGGUCAUUCCCGCGCCUCUAGGAAAGGUGUACACGCUCUUGUUUGGUCCCGCCUCGGCAGCAUGGAUGGGUAAGUGGCUCACGACAGACCAAAAAUGCACCGAUCUCCAGAUGGACGACAAGCGUGGCCUCUCGGAGGAGGUGAAAUCGCGUACAUACUCGUAUAUCAAACCGCUCUCGGCAUCGAUUGGCCCGAAACAGACAAAGUGCAUUGUGACGGAACAGCUUGACCACAUCGACCUCGAAAAGGCGGUCAAUGUGUCAGUCAGCACGCAGAACCCUGACGUACCGAGCGGCAACAUAUUUUGCGUCAAGACCAAGUACUGUCUGACGUGGGCCGAGAACAAUGCCACGCGAGUUCAGGUCAACUGCACCAUAGAGUGGUCCGGCAAGAGCUGGCUGAAAGCCGCUAUCGAGCGAGGUGCAAACGAUGGCCAGACGCAGUUCUGCAAAGAUCUCUUUGCCGGCCUCAAAGCCGCCGUGUCAUCACGCCCACGCACGGGCAUCAACGGCGCUGCUCGCGGCAAGAAGCGAACGCGCAAGAGCAAAUCGGCGCAGGCGUCCAACCUCGCCAGCGAUACCGAAGACGUUGCAAAGGUGGUCGCCGAGCAGAACUGGGGCCUCUUUGAGCCUGCCCGACCCCUGCUCGGCCCUGUCGUCGACAUCAUCCGGCCCAUCCUCACAGGCAACGUCGUCUAUGGCCUGCUUGUCGGCCUGCUUGUGGCGUCAUGGUUCGGCUUCGGCGCCCGGCCUGGCGUUCCUCCGCGCUACGCCCACGAUCUGGCCUAUGCCAGCUACCCGCAGCGCAUGGCCGCGUACGAGGAGAUGUGGCGGCGCGAGGAGAGUGAUCUGUGGGAGUGGCUUGAGGAGCGCGUGGGCUUGGAUCGCCUGGGCAGCGAUCCGCCACCGAGAAAGCGGAGCGUGGAUCCUCGGACGGUGGAAGAGAGGCUGCGUGAGCAGAGAAUGGAUGAGCGCGAAGUCAAGGAGGCAAUGCGCGUCACUGAGGAGCAUCUCGAGGUGCUCAAGGCGGUAGUCGAUGGGCGAAGGGCCCAAAAGGUGACACCGGGACAGUGACCUUCAGGAACGGCAGUGUGGAUGGCGCCGUGGUGUUUUUCUUCCCAUGUACUCCUUUUCAUCUGGGCUCGGGUCGUGACUGGAUCUAUUGCUUGCAUCAAGCGGGUUGAUUCUGGCAUUCGUUGAACGGUUUUUCCUUUUGUCGAUACUGAUGACAAGACGCGUGGAUAGCGUAGCUGUGUGCUGGCAGUUGGCAAUGCAUCAAAAGCUCAUGGAGUUUUGGACAGUGAAUUGGAGCAUAGGUAUGAGGAAUGUGCAUAGAGUGGACUUGCAGGAAUGCUCUGGUGAUCUGAG
Molecule: messenger RNA, 3870 nt
Organism: Canariomyces notabilis
Lineage: Eukaryota; Fungi; Ascomycota; Sordariomycetes; Sordariales; Chaetomiaceae
Exons: 3
Coding region: 244-3576 (1110 amino acids)
Biological process (GO): intracellular sterol transport
Cellular component (GO): mitochondrion; endoplasmic reticulum membrane; endoplasmic reticulum-plasma membrane contact site
Molecular function (GO): sterol transfer activity; sterol binding
Source: RefSeq, a predicted model, not a curated record